GGAGCUAGGCUUGCGAAUCAGCGAGGGGCGGUGGAGGCUCGGCAGGCGACCGCCCUCCAAUAUCGCCGCCGCCAUUUUGCAUUGGCAGCGGGGCCGUGGGCGUCCGAAUCAGCACCCUCUUUUGCCGAAUCCGGCCGCAAGCGGAUUAACUGAGCGGAACAUACAUGGGAUGCAGAGCAUCCAUGUUUCCGGAAGCGGAUGCUUCGACAGGUCGACGAAAUCUGAUCCGAAUUCCCUUGCGGGGACCUGCGUCACAUUUCACAACACAAGAGACAGAUCUGGAUUCGGAGAAAAAUUCAGGGGAGAUGGAUAUCUGUCGCAAAGCGUGCACAUAUUAUACACUUGAAACAGAAACAUGAGGACUAGGACUAUCAUUGAUCCGUCGUGUAAUGCUGUGAUCAGCUGCUUAAACAUGUCUUGGGACCUGGAGGUGAGGCAAAGUCAGCUGUUCGUUCUACCACCGGCAACUUGCAUGUUAAUUAAUUGAUCAUGAUCUGAAUCUGAUACUAAACUUGAUGGCCCUUCAUCCGUGCAGUUCAAUUUGCCACCCAUAAUGAAGACAUGACAGCCUCCUAAUCAAGCUCAACCAGCGAUGCAUUUUGGGUUGAUCUGAUUGGCUUCUGUGGCAGCUCAUCACGAUCACACAUGAGAAUGAUUCUUUCUGUCUGCUGGUUCCGCUCUGCGGCUGCGUCAACCUCUUUCCUAUAUAAAGAGGGAAGCCAAAGCUGGGAAGAUACCAUUGCAGUAGCUUGACUUCUCUUCCUGCGAAAAGAGUCUUCUAACUUCGCUUCCACUCCAAGCAUGGCAUGCCACCUGAGAUCCGCAAGUGUGCCCUCAAGCCCUCGCUCCAGUGGAACCAAUGUCGAGGAACAGAUCCAGAGCCUGACAGCAGUCGUCUCUUCUCCCUCUGUGACCAUCAAAACCAUAGUUGAUGGUCUGUCCAAGCUCGGGAGCAUCUACAGCUGCAUCGAUGAGUUAAUUUGCUUUCCAAGCAGCCAGAGGAAGGCAGUGGAGGAGGAGCUUGAGGGCUCUCUCAUCUUGCUUGACCUCUGCAAUAUCAUGCAAGAGAGCUUUGCAGAGCUCAGGACGACCAUCCAGGAGAUGCAAUUGGCUCUCAAGAGAGGGGACAAUGUGGCUGUUCAGGCCAAGGCUCAGUCCUAUGCCCUUUCGGUCAAGAAGGCGCAGAAGCAGUUCAAGAAGAUGAACAGCAAGGUUGUUCUUGGCACUGACUGCUGCAGAGUGGUCAAGCUAUUGUCUGAAGCAAGAGAGAUUGCUCUAUCGAUUCUCGAAUCGACGCUGUACCUCCUGUCAAAGGAAAUCAUGAUGCCCAGUGCUAGCAAGUGGUCUCUUGUCUCCAAGGCAUUCCAGAAGAAGAGAGUCGCAUGCAAGGAGGAGCAAUUGCAGGUCCUGGAGUUGGAGAUUGUUGAUCUUGAGAGCAAACUCCAGAUUGUGUUCAGAAGACUGAUCCAAUGCAGGGUCUCGCUUCUCAACACUCUUAGCCUGUAGAAAGAUCAAACAACAUCCAACUCAGAUCCCUGUGAUUAGCAUCCGCCUUUUAGAGGAUUGACUGAUCAUCAAAACAAUUUUGAUGUAUAUAUGAGACAAAAGUGUAUAGAAAAAUACUACAUGAAAGAGCAAAGUUUUGAUCCAUUUCAUGUUGUCAAAGUUGUCUGAUCUUUCAAUUUCCUUAUCCAAACUUGACACGGGAAGAUGACGUGAAAUUGGGAGCUUCAGAUGAAAAAAUACCUUUAAAUCUUCGUUCUCGGAUUUUAAAAUAAAUUAAUAGUUUGAUGAGAUGGACACUGUUAAUACUCACAUGUGAUGUGGCUCAACAACAGCCACUAGAUCCUUGUGUAGUGGAUCUUGCUCUGGUUAACUGAUAGCAUGCCAGCUCAAUUGAUAAUUGAUUAGCUCUGGAGUUAGCUGAUAAUCAGAUUCCUGCUGCCAAUACUUGGAACAUGAUGAUUUGGUUAGGUUAGAUCUAACGUCUAAGAAACUUGGGCAUCAUGUGGAUCAGCUUGAAAUUGCAAACUACAGAUUCCAAAUGUUGGAAGGGCCAGCAGGCAGGACAAUGCAGCAUGAAGAAUCAUGAAUGCGGAAGUCAACUUUUCAACAGCAAGCAGCUCUUCUCAUGACCUGAAUAAAUCAUUCAACUAGGCAGCACUCGUGCAGAUGGCUUUGCCGCCAAUUACCGAAACAUGCUAUGCUGAUCAUUAGCUCAACUACAGAUAGUGCUGGCUUUGUCGCCACAGCACGGCAACUCAUCAUCGAUGAGAUUCUUGCUGUCUACAGGGUCUGCGGUGCCACUUCUUCAGCUUAUUCUGUUAUAUAUAGAGGCAAGCUAUAGCCGGAUGGAUUAAGUCCAUUGCAGAAAAUUCCACUUUUUAGAGAAAAGAAAAGCACUACAGCUUCCAUUACAACCAUGGCUUGCCACCUCAGAUCAACUAGUGUGCCUUCCAGUCCCCGUUCCAAUGAAAUUGACGUCGAAGAACAGCUCCAGAGCUUGAACAGAACUAUCUAUUCGUCGCCUUCAACCAUUUGAACCAUCUGUGAUGCUUUGAGGAAGAUUGGAGAAGUGUACAACUGCAAACCUACCGAGCAGCCAAGUUACAUACACGGCAGAGGAAAGCAGUGGACUGUGGAGCAAGAGCUUGAGCGCUCGCUUGCCGUGCUUGACCUUUGCAACGCAAUGCAAGGGAAACUUUGGAGAAUUCAAGGAGAGCAUCUUGCACAUGAAGAUGGCUCUCAAGGGAGGAGAUGAUGCAGUUCAGGGCAAGAUCCAGUCCUACAUCCAUGUGGUGAAGAAGACACAAAAACAAUUCAAGAACAUCAGCAAGAAGUCCACUGCAGCUGAUGAAGAAAGCUGCAAGUUGAUCAAGUUAAUGUCUAAAGCCAGGGAAAUUGCGGCCAUUAUGCUGGAAUUUUUGUUGCAACUCUUGUCGAAGCAAAUUUCCAUAACAAGCUUGAGCAAGUGGUCUCUCGUCUCCAAGACGUUCCAGAAGAGAAGAGUUGUGUGCAAUGAAGAGCAAUUACAGGAGUUGCAGUUGGACAUUAUUGAUCUUGAGCGCAGAGUUGACACUUUGUUCAGGAUACUGAUCCAGAGCAGGGUUUAUCUUCUGAAUGCUCUCAGCUUGUAGAUCAUAAACCAACUCAGAAUAUUCCUCAUGAUUAGAGUCCGCCUUUUAGAGGAUAGCUAAUCAUCAAAAUUUUGGUGUACAUAUGUGAGAAAAUGUACAUAAAUAUACUCGAUAAGAAACACAUAGGUUUUGGUUCA
This is a messenger RNA of Panicum virgatum (switchgrass), 3274 nucleotides long. RefSeq lists its product as uncharacterized. Gene Ontology annotation, biological process: shoot system development; root development. NCBI's taxonomy places the organism in Eukaryota, Viridiplantae, Streptophyta, Magnoliopsida, Poales, Poaceae. The transcript is spliced from 3 exons. The coding region runs from base 802 to 1506 and encodes 234 amino acids. The record is from RefSeq and is a predicted model, not a curated record.